AUGCCGAGCCUUGAUGAGAUAAGCCAUUCGCGCGGCGUGAUGGUCGCCGCGGUUCGAGAAUACUACGAUUUCCUCACCGAAAUGUAUCUUAAAGAAUUAGACGUGAUUGAGCCUCCCGAAGGGUUGGCCGAAUCUUACCACCAAACUAAGAUCAUUAAGCAAGACGGACAAAGUCGUCUCGCUACUCUGCCACCUACCCAGCAAUUAGGCCACCAGCUGGCCAGCGGGCAGAUUACCGGAGAGACGCUGAGGCUUGCUACUGAGGGUGCUUCCAUAUAUGUGGACGUACCUCCUUACUUCGUAAGUCUUACUUCUGGUGGACGAAAUAAUCCUGUUUUCUUGUUAGAUACGAAGUUCUGUGUUGCGCAUUGGUACGAAGCCCCCGGCGAGGUCAGGUACGAACCAUCGCGAGAACCGAUCGAAGAUGGUCCGUACGACUAUGCACCUGAGAAAGAGGCCGAAUGGCGUGAUACGGAGAAAAUCUUUGGAAUCACUAUCGAUACUAUUGGCGACCUCCCAGCUGUUCAGAAGACGGUGUUGAACUGGAGCGAAGGGAACUGCACCGAAGACGAGCAGUCAGGGGCUGUAUUUGGCUUGCCAGACGUCAGCGUCUUUGACAUUGCCGAAGAAUCUAUGAUUAACGACAUGUAA
This is a messenger RNA of Daldinia caldariorum, 651 nucleotides long. RefSeq lists its product as uncharacterized. Lineage: Eukaryota; Fungi; Ascomycota; Sordariomycetes; Xylariales; Hypoxylaceae. The record is from RefSeq and is a predicted model, not a curated record. The transcript is spliced from 3 exons. The coding region runs from base 1 to 651 and encodes 216 amino acids.